GAGUGCUGGAGUGUUUUAAAUUUGUCAAUGGAAGUCGAGGGAGAAACCAGUAUUAAGAGAAAAGGGAAGUUUAGAUCGAGUCGAAGGAAGAAAAGGAAAGGUUUUCACGGGAAAAAAGCCUGGAAAGUGCGAAGGGAAACUGAGGAAAAUGGGAGAAAAUUAUGACACCAGCGUAGAAUCACACGAGGAACCACAACCGAGCACGUCCAAAGCUCAAAGUGAGUACGAUGACUUUCUAGACCGCACUGCGCCGAAAAAUAUGUCGGAGUUGAAACUUAUGAACAGUUCUUUUGAAAAGUACGAUCAACAAGAAGCAGUUACUACUCGUUCUCAAAGUAGUUCAGCAGAAAUGUGUGUUCAUGAGGAGGCACAUAGCUACAAGAUGCGCAGCUACUAUCAGAGUGCUUUGCUGUUUCAGCUAUUUGCAGCUCGUGCCGAAAUUCAAAGUCAAAACUGCAGCUAUUUCAAGAUAGCGCAAGCAGAAAUGGCCUGCUGAAUUGAUGUAUUUGAAAUGCUCGUAUUGUGGUAUCAUAACUCCUCUGAAUGUGUUGGCCAUGUUCAGAAGAGAUUAGGAACUGCCCUCAGAAAUUACAAAAAAUAUAUGAAGAUGGCUUGCCUAAAGAUGUCGGAUGGAGGAAAGGUUGAUGGAAGGGGUCGGCUAACUGACAGUUUUGUGGACAGAAUGCAAAAAUAUUAUGGAAGAGCCAUACGUGAGAAUGCAGGUGACUUACACCAAAUGAAGAACAGUGUAUGGGCAAUCUAUCAUCACAUGAUAAAAGAUGAUUCAUGUUCCCUAGAGGAGCAGCACAAGCUAUGCCCCAAAGGUGAAGGUACCUGGUGCAAAUUUUGGAAGGCUCCAGAAGAAUAUAAAGAGGACAAACGUCUUCCUUGUGUUUUUAUUGAUGAACUGAAGCCAAUUUUCAUUAGGCUUACUAAUGAUGAUUUAUUGAAGAGGUGUUUGCAGGGGCAAAGCCAGAAUCGAAAUGAGAGUGUUAAUGGACAGUUGUGGUCAAGAUGCCCCAAGAGCCGGUAUUGUGGAAAGAGACGAGUUGUCAUUGCAGUUUGUGAGACUGUUGGGGUGUUUAACACAGGAGCUGCAAGUAAAGCAUCCCUUCUGGAAUCCUGUGGAAUCUCUCCUGCUCACAAGAUCAGCUCAAAAUAUCGAAAGCAGCGACAGACCAUUCAGUCUAUGAAAAAUUCAAAGGCUGACAAGUUGGCUUAUCAGACUGGCGCAUUUGGCACAAGUUCCAAACCAGAGACAGCUGGAAGAAAGAAAAAGAAAAAUCCUCCCAAGCAAAAGAAAUCAACAGUAGCUUUGCCUGCUCCAUCUUCUUCAAGUGGAUUUGACAUUGUGUUUGUUGUCCCGGAUGUGGAGUUUGUAGCUAAAGAAAGAACUGGGCAACAGUAACCUAUUCAAACCAGUUUUUGCCCUAUUUGGUUUAGAAAACAUUCACUCAUCAAAUGUGGACAUGCUAGACCACUUCUACCCAUUAAGGCUAUGCUUAGUGUUUUGUUUGAAUCAUUUUAGUGCUCUAUCAUUAUGUGUUGAACUUUGUCUUGCAUUUUCUUAAAUUAGCAAUUUUUUACACACCGAGUACUAAAACAGGCAUAGUUGGUUUGCUAUUCACCUAUAUUAUACAAAAUUUCCAGGCCUUGUUCCUGGAGUGAUGUUCUAUGCAAUGAAUUACAAUUUUCUUAAUUUGUCACUUUCGAUCAUUGUUGCUAUGGAAACAAAGGUGCCAAGCCUUAAAUGGCAAGGAUUUUAAAGAAACAUAAAGUUAGUAAUUCAUUGCACAGAGCAAUGUGUUUUGAUAAUUUACAGCAAUUUUUGAGUCAAAUAAUUGAAUAUUCUUUGAGAAAUAUAUGUCUUAAGGCGCAACCUUCUCAUUUGUUUAUCAGAGUUUCUAUGGAAAUGACAGAUUGUUGCAACAUCAAAAGUAGAUUUUAUGAUGCUGCUGUUGAUGCAACUUCCAUAUGCCAAGUUUAUUAAGUUUGGUCAAUUCCAUAAUAAAUUAUGAAUUUUUAUCUGA
Molecule: messenger RNA, 2030 nt
Organism: Stylophora pistillata
Lineage: Eukaryota; Metazoa; Cnidaria; Anthozoa; Scleractinia; Pocilloporidae
Source: RefSeq, a predicted model, not a curated record